AUGCCGUCUAGAGCCCGUAUGCAGCUGGCGGCUCGCCUAGCCAAGCGGAAUGCGGCUGCGGCUGCGGAGAAUGGCGGGCAGGAAGGAAGCUCGUCCAACACGGACGACGGGACUUCGGAUGCCUUCACCCUUCCCAGCCUGUCAGCAAGCGAGCGACUGCGCAACCCGUUUGCCGAUGACGGUGAUGACGAGGACAAUAGCAGCGACGAGGACAACCUCGACAAUGCCGAGGACGAGGGAGGCGCAAGCAGCUCGGCGUGGAACAGAGGUUCGUGGUGGAGAGGUGUCGUUGGCGGUCGCAGUUCAAGCAGGAGACAAGGCGAUAAUGAGAAUCAAGAGAAGGAACGCUUCGGCGACGGGCGGGAUGACACUGACGAUUCGGAUGAUGCCGUCCACGAAGACGACAUUGACGACGAGGAGUUUGGUGAUUUCGCCAUGCCCGAGGUUCAGUCGUCGGGAGCCAUGGUCAGCGGGAUCGAUCCAGCCAGGGAGAAGAUUCUUGUCAAGCCCAUGGCUCUUCACCCCAGUGCUGCCAAGAGCUCGUUUGGCAGCUUGUGGCCUUUUGGGGGUCAAGGCUUCGGUGCGAACAAGGAGAAGGAGCAAGAGAAGAUGACAGAGGGCGAGCCGGGGACGUCGACGUCGUCAUCUUCUCCUGCCAAUGCCAUCACCGAGGAGCCGGUGGAACUUGGCAAGGAAGAGGAUGAGGGCGUCAUUGGAGAGGAUGGGCAGAAGAUCAACAGGGCGGUAGAGGCGAAGAGGAGAACGAGUAUCGAGGACCCGGACGACGAUGAUGUGGGUGGGGAGGAGAUCAUUGUGCAUAAGGGACCGGGAGUGCAUUAG
Podospora anserina S mat+ is the source of this 840-nucleotide messenger RNA. RefSeq lists its product as uncharacterized. The record is from RefSeq and is a predicted model, not a curated record. Bases 1 to 840 code for a protein of 279 amino acids. The transcript has a single exon. NCBI's taxonomy places the organism in Eukaryota, Fungi, Ascomycota, Sordariomycetes, Sordariales, Podosporaceae.